AAGUUACGGCUUCCCUGAAGCCAUGUUUCGUGAGGCGCAUGUUGUGCACUCGAGUGGGACAAGCCUAAACAGGCCGGGCCCUUGCUCGACGGAAAAGAAAAAAAUGAAAAGCUUAAAUAUCAACCACUUCCUCCCCCUCGAGCUUCCCAUCCCAUUCUCAACCACUCGUGCAAGUUAGUCUCGCGGAGCCUCAAACUCGCAACUCCCCUUGAUACACACGUCUUUCACGAAUUUCGCUUGCCAAUCGACCAACCACAAUCAAUCGAUCAAAAUGAGAACCGUUAUCUUCAUCUCUUUCCUCGUUGCCCUCAUCGCAUUCAUGGCCACGCCCAUCGCCGCGUCUGCAAUCGAGCGCCGCUCCCCAUUUGAGGGACGCCCCAACCUCGUCGUUCGCUCGCCAAAGAAGGGCAAGUCCAGCUCGAGCAGCAGCAGCAGUGGGGAGGAGGAGCCUCAAGGUUAGUUCCAUUUUCGAAGAAAGACCCUUGAUCAUAACAAGCGCUAAUGAUGUGCCCCAGCAUCUGGAACUGCUGUGAGCUUUGGCUUGCCAAACCACGUCGCCCAACUCACUACCGUCGGCGCUGUUGGCGCAGUGGCAGUCGCAUUCUUGGUCUAAAACCGGGGAUAAACAAUUGCGGUGGAGAUUGAGUUGGCUUGGUUUUUUUUUCUUGGUUUUUUUUCUUUUUCUCGUCCGUCAUACCUCGUCUCAGCAGAUUUUCCCUGAGUGCUGUUUGAUGGGGGAUGGGGAUGGGGAUGGGGAUGUACUACUAUGCCAUGACUUUCUAAGUUCUUGCGAUGGAAAACAUAUUUAGUUGAUAAUAAUCUAUACCACGAGGAGCUCCUUUGCACACGCGCGACUCUAUGUUGAAA
Tuber aestivum (summer truffle) is the source of this 867-nucleotide messenger RNA. Lineage: Eukaryota; Fungi; Ascomycota; Pezizomycetes; Pezizales; Tuberaceae. The record is from the annotation of a GenBank genome assembly.